Molecule: messenger RNA, 2610 nt
Organism: Leucoraja erinaceus (little skate)
Lineage: Eukaryota; Metazoa; Chordata; Chondrichthyes; Rajiformes; Rajidae
Gene: supv3l1
Product: SUV3-like helicase
Exons: 15
Coding region: 42-2459 (805 amino acids)
Biological process (GO): mitochondrial RNA 3'-end processing; RNA catabolic process
Cellular component (GO): mitochondrial degradosome
Molecular function (GO): hydrolase activity, acting on acid anhydrides; ATP binding; RNA helicase activity
Source: RefSeq, a predicted model, not a curated record
GGGCUUUCCGUGGCCGGCGUCGCCAUGGAGCCUGAUCGCCGAUGUGGGGCCGCGGCCUGAGGGAGCUGGUGCCGGGCCGGAGGCUCGGCCUGAGGCUGGGCCGCAGCCUGGAGCUGGGGCUGGGGCUGGGCCGCAGCCUGGGGUCGGUGCGGGGCCUCGGCCGGAGCCGCAGCCGCAGCCUGGUCCCCGGCUACACUCUCAGCGCCACGCACCGCGCCGUCGGCAGCACCGUCAGACCCCCGGACACGUCGCUCUUCGUGCCGCUGACGGCCCGGGUCAGGCCGGUGCCCGAGGGAAACGUGGGCGCCGAGCUGAGCCAGAGCCUGAAUAAGAAUGAUGCGCUCAAGAUCUUGAAUAAAUUUUAUAAAAGAAAAGAGAUGCAGAGACUGGGAAGUGAGAGUGGCCUGGAUGCUCGCCUUUUCCACCAGGCCUUCAUUAGUUUUCGGAAGUACGUGAUGGAAGUUGAUUCCCUUAGUGUGGAUCUACACAUUAUCCUCAAUGAUAUUUGCUGUGGUGCAGGUCACGUCGACGACCUCUUUCCAUAUUUCAUGAGACAUGCCAAACAGAUUUUCCCCAUGUUGGACUGCAUGGAGGAUUUGCGGAAGAUAAGUGAUCUAAGAUUGCCGGCCAACUGGUAUCCAGACGCCAGAGCAAUUCAGAGAAAGAUCAUUUUUCACGCUGGCCCGACGAACAGUGGAAAAACGCACAAGGCCAUUCAGAGCUUCUUAGCGGCCAAGUCAGGAGUCUAUUGUGGUCCUCUGAAACUACUCGCUCACGAGAUCUAUCGAAAGAGUAAUGAUGCUGGCGUGCCGUGCGACUUGGUGACUGGGGAAGAGCGUACCUUCGUUGCUGCAGACGGAAGGCAGUCGACCCAUGUCGCCUGCACCAUUGAAAUGUCCAGCGUAACGACACCGUAUGAAAUUGCUGUCAUCGAUGAAAUCCAAAUGAUUCGUGAUCCUUCCAGAGGAUGGGCUUGGACCAGGGCACUAUUAGGUCUUUGUGCCGAAGAAAUCCAUAUCUGCGGAGAAGCUGCAGCCAUUAACUUUGUGACGGAGCUGAUGUACGACACAGGAGAGGAGGUGGAGGUUGAGAUGUACGAGCGGCUGACUCCUUUGACUGUUUUGGACUCGGCACUGGAGACUCUUGACAACCUGCGUCCUGGUGACUGUAUCGUGUGCUUCAGUAAAAACGACAUCUACUCUCUGAGCCGUCAGAUAGAAGCUCGUGGACUGGAAUGUGCGGUGAUAUACGGCAGUCUCCCACCAGGAACAAAAUUGGCUCAAGCAAAGAAAUUUAAUGACCCAGACGAUCCCUGUAAGAUCAUGGUUGCCACCGAUGCCAUUGGGAUGGGCUUGAACUUGAGUAUAAAAAGGAUCAUUUUCAAUUCGCUGAUGAAGCCGAGCGUGAACGAGAAGGGAGAGAAGGAGAUGGACAGGAUCACCACUUCCCAGGCCCUGCAGAUCUCGGGCCGAGCGGGCAGGUUUUCCACAGCGUUCAAGGAAGGAGAGGUCACCACAAUGAAUCGAGCGGACCUCCCUGUACUCCAGGAGAUAUUGAGUCACCCCAUCGAUCCCAUUGAGGUGGCUGGAUUACACCCGACUGCUGACCAGAUCGAGAUGUUUGCCUAUCAGCUGCCAGAGGCCACACUAUCAAACCUGCUUGAUAUAUUUGUCAGCCUGUCGCAGGUGGACGGCCUCUAUUUUGUGUGCAAUAUCGAUGAUUUCAAGUUCCUGGCCGAUAUGAUUCAACACAUUCCACUGAAUCUCCGCGCGCGAUACGUCUUCUGUACUGCGCCAAUCAACAAGAAGCAGCCCUUUGUCUGCACUUCUUUCCUGAAGUUUGCCCGACAGUUCAGCCGGAACGAGCCGCUGACGUUUGACUGGUUGUGUCGACACGUCAGCUGGCCAUUGAUGGCGCCGCAAAACAUCAAAGACCUUGUACAUCUAGAAGCUGUGCACGACGUCUUGGAUCUCUACCUGUGGUUAAGCUACCGGUUCAUGGAUAUGUUCCCGGACGUGAGCCUUGUGCGGGACAUUCAGACGGAGCUGGACAGCACGAUACAGGUCGGGGUGAAGAACAUCACCCGCCUGAUCCGCGCUUCGGACUCGGCUGCCGUGGCGGCCGGCCCACGGCCCGGCGACGCGCCGAACCACGGUGGCGGGCGGAGGAAGAACAAGAUCAACAUGGAGAGCGUCAACACGUCCCCCCGGCGGCCGCGAGGGUCCAAGGCGCUGGGCUACAAGCCGGCGACGUCUGGAGCAGACGCAGACGCAGACGCAGACGCAGCCGAAGCAGCUGCCGAUUCCCUGAGCACCAGGCUGGUCCAAGAAGGGCAUCUAACGGCUGAAUUACUGCAGCAGCUUCAGGAGGAAUGGUCAGCGAGGCAGGCGCACCGUCGAGAUCCUGCUGCUCAACCUCUGAGCAAAACAACGGCCAAAGGUUCGAGGAAGAAGAAAUGAAUUCAGUGUAUUUAUUUGACUGACGUUUCUCUUUCCAGAGUCGAACAAUAAAGUGAUUUGGGCCUGUGUAUAAAGUGCCGGGAUUUUCAGCACAAAAAUCAUGGUAAAUAAAAAAAAAACGGAAAUUCAAUAAAUAUUAUUUUCUACACAA